Molecule: messenger RNA, 981 nt
Organism: Aspergillus pseudonomiae
Lineage: Eukaryota; Fungi; Ascomycota; Eurotiomycetes; Eurotiales; Aspergillaceae
Exons: 3
Coding region: 1-981 (326 amino acids)
Biological process (GO): mitochondrial respiratory chain complex III assembly
Cellular component (GO): mitochondrion
Source: RefSeq, a predicted model, not a curated record
AUGCCUCCCAAAUUCAUGUACACUGCAAGGUUGCGGGAUCUUUGCUAUCCCCGGUGCUCAGGACGUCAAGUAGCCGCAAUUAGAUCGUCUGUCUCGUCGCAACGUACAAUAUGCACAACGUCUUUUGCGCCCUAUCAGGAUUCCACUCCCAGCUCGGUGUUUCUCGUUCCCGCGCCCCUCGCAAACGGUCGCUAUGGUCAACGUCACCCGCGAAAUGUUUCUGUAUUCCCCAGUCCUUAUUUACCGACUCGCCGGGCUUCUUCGCGAUUAUCCCGAGUGAUUAUGCCCCGUCCCGGGACCACUGCUGAGACAUACGUGGCGUAUGGAAUGACACAAAAACUUUUCGAGGCCUGCUCUAGUCAAGCAGAUUACAGUAUACCUCAGGCAUCUCAAAAGGGCGCCCAAGUCCCUAAAACUGAAGCCGGCGAAGAUCUCGGAGUUGGGAAAGGAUGGUGGUAUGAAGACCUAGGCCUCAUACCAACCUUCUCAACUUGGUCUCAAAUUACUUUUUUGCACAUGUACCUUCUAACUGUCCGCUUGCGAGUCUUACCGUCGUACGAGAGCUUUCAGACUUAUUCCCGACAUCUGAUUGACCACUUCUCGCAUAAUGCUGAGCACCGCAUGGAUGUCCUACAUGGGUUCACUAGUCGUACAAUCCGGAACAAGUUUCUCAAAGACCUCUUCAUCCAGUGGAGAGGUGUUCUUGCGGCCUAUGAUGAGGGCCUUGUUAAAGGAGACGCCGUGCUAGGUGCCGCUAUCUGGAGAAAUUUAUGGAAAGCAAACCAUACCGGACCAGAUGGGAAGGAGCUGGAUUGGACGAAAAUAGCUCUGGUCGUUGCAUAUAUGCGGCGAGUAACUUCGGAGCUUUCUCAGGUAAGCGAGGCGGAUCUCGUCUUUCAACUAUGCCAGCGAACUGGCGAUAAACCCAGUGUUUUCGGAUACUCUGAACUCGAUAAAAAACUAGUCCAAGGCAAGCGAUAA